This is a messenger RNA of Gongylonema pulchrum, 351 nucleotides long. The record is from the annotation of a GenBank genome assembly. Lineage: Eukaryota; Metazoa; Nematoda; Chromadorea; Rhabditida; Gongylonematidae.
AUGGAGCGCGAUCUUGAUAUUGGCGAUAGCAUUGUUGAUAAACAAAUGAUCUACCGGUGCUACAUCAAGGAUGGAGCGGUAAUGUAUGAAGAAUAUCCUUGUGGCUUUAAAGGCACGCCGCCGUGCACCGCACCACCAAAACAGCAAGGAACAUCAAACUUACCUUUCAUGUCCGGUUUUAGACCCGGAUUUAAAGCAUUCAGUAUUGCGCAGCAUGUGAAUCGUGGCGGCAACAAGAUUGUUGCUGGUUCCAGUACAGUGAGACUGGAAGCAGCACGUAUGGAUGGAAUGCGUUCUGCACUACGUUCGCCUAUGACUCACUCAAGCACUCGUCUUUUAUCCGAUACAUGA